Messenger RNA from Geodia barretti, 951 nucleotides. NCBI's taxonomy places the organism in Eukaryota, Metazoa, Porifera, Demospongiae, Tetractinellida, Geodiidae. The record is from the annotation of a GenBank genome assembly.
AUGCGUACGAAAGUUGGGCUUGCCAAAACUGGCAGGCGACGCUCUAACGUUUUUGAGGCGUUGGACAAUAUACGGGAUGCGCUCACACCGAAAGUCCGUGAGCAGGUCCUGUUAAAACCGAAUUUUCUCUCCAGUACGAAUCAACUCGCCUCGUCGCACGUCGAUGCGAUGCGGGGUGCGCUUGAUUUUCUGCUGAGUACACCACAUCCGCCAAAAGAGGUAAUUAUUGCCGAAGGCGCAAAUGAAAAAUUUUCGGGUGAGGCGUUCCAAAUUUUCGGUUAUGAGGCACUCCAAGCCGAAUACGAUCUCCCGAUCCGGCUCGUGGAUUUGCAUCAGGAAACCGAAUGGGUGGAAACCACGGUCUUUCUUGCUGAACGUAAUGAAGAUACCGUGAGGAUGCCAAAGAUAGUCACGGAUUGCCCCUGCACUAUUUCUGUUGCUAUCGCUAAAACACAUGAUGCUGGGGUUGUAACGCUCGCAAUGAAGAAUAUGAUUAUGGGUACCCUGCACAAGGAAGACCGGAUUAAAAUGCACGGCUAUCACAGUCACGCAGACCGAGUGCUUCCGCGCGAAGCGCAGACGCUCAAUAUCAAUCUACUUCGCCUCUCACGCCACCUUAAGCCCGAUAUCGCUAUUGUCGAUGGCACCGUCGGGUUACAAGGCAACGGACCCGGGGGCACCGAUUCUGUUCCCCUCGGUAUCGCAGUAGCGAGUGGAGAUGUGUUUGCGGCUGACGCAGUCACGACAAAAGCGAUGGGAUUUGAGCCGUUAGGGAUUGGGCUUUUUCAUUACGCAAAUGAGAUGGGCUACGGCACCGCAGACCUUGACAAGAUUGACAUCGUCGGACCCGCCAUAGAGACAGUCGCGACAUCGUUUAAGCCUCAUGAAACCGCUGAACUCCAGUUCCAAUGGCAGGAAGCGAGUCCGGCAGAAUAUCUGGCGGCAGACUAA